Messenger RNA from Dovyalis caffra, 759 nucleotides. NCBI's taxonomy places the organism in Eukaryota, Viridiplantae, Streptophyta, Magnoliopsida, Malpighiales, Salicaceae. The record is from the annotation of a GenBank genome assembly.
AUGGAGAAGAUAGAGCACACAACUAUUUCCACAAACGGCAUAAACAUGCACAUAGCAUCAAUCGGUACAGGUCCAGUAAUCCUAUUCCUCCAUGGCUUCCCUGACCUCUGGUACUCAUGGAGACACCAGCUCCUCUCUGUCUCCUCCCUCGGCUACCGUUGCAUAGCCCCUGACCUUCGUGGUUACGGUGACACUGAGGUGCCCAAGAAUCCUAGAGAAUAUACAGUAUUCCACAUCGUGGGCGACCUUGUGGGGUUGAUUGACUCGCUGGGCAUCGAUAAGGUGUUUUUGGUGGGUCAUGAUUGGGGGGCAAUGGUGGCUUGGCAUUUUUGCCUGUUCAGGCCCGACAGAAUUAAGGCCUUGGAACCUGGAGAGGUUGAAGAAGACUUUGCUCAAAUGGAUACUGCAAGAAUAAUUAGAAGAUUUCUGACCUCUCGUAAUCCAAAGCCACCUUGUGUACCUAAAGAAGUAGGAUUCAGAGGUUUACCCGACAAUCCAAAUUUGCCUUCUUGGUUAUCAGAAAAAGACAUCAACUAUUAUGCCGACAAAUUCAACCAGACAGGCUUCACUGGAGGAUUGAACUACUAUCGAUGCUUGGACCUAAACUGGGAGCUGAUGGCAGCAUGGACUGGGUUACAAAUUAAAGUACCGGUUAAGUUUAUUGUGGGUGACCUGGACAUCACCUAUCAUAUGCCUGGAGUUCAAGAUUAUAUAAACAAAGGUGGCUUAAAAAAUAUGUCCCCUUCUUGCAAGAAGUAG